CACACAAACAAAACGCAAAAAUGCUCUAGUUAAUAAUUAUAUAAUUAAUAAAAUAAUAACAGGAAGAAACGCGGCGCAACUAGCUGUCCUGCUCUGGAAUCGACUGGAAUGACUGACUGAAGUUUGAAGAUAACCUUUUUUUAAUUGUCUUUUUUUAAACCUUACUACGUCACUUCAGCAAUUCCAGGAAGUCGAGCACUAUCAAAUAGCACAUUCUGACGCCGAUUCUGCUCUCUGUUUUCCACCACUUUUGCUCUUUUUUUGUUUUUUGGACUGCUGCAAAACGUCACGGGGAACUAGCUUAACAUUUGUGCUAGCGUCAAAACUUUUGGUCGCCUUCUGCCCCCCUCUCACAUGACAAGCUAUCCUUCCGCGAUAGUUUGCUUUUUUGUUACGAUAUUAUUACGCCGUUAGAGUCGGUUUAAAGUGAAAUUAUGGCCAUCACGCCGCCGUCUUCACUCCAGCUGCGAGCGACAGAUGUGCUUCGAAAAGAGCACCUGGACGACGGAGGUUUUGGAGAGGUGUACCUGUGCUAUCAUGCCCGCCUCGGUGCUGUGGUGAUGAAGACCAUGUAUACGGGGCCUCUUCGCAGUGAGGAGAGCAAGAGGUCUCUACUGGAAGAAGGUAGCAUCAUGGCGAGCCUGAACCACAAGCGUGUGGUCAGGUUGCUGGGCGUCAUCAUGGAGGAGCGAGGUUGCUCUUUGGUCAUGGAGUUGAUGCCCAGAGGCAACCUGCUGGCCAUGCUGGAGAAGGUCACUGUGCCGGUAUCAAUCAAGGGGAGAAUUAUCUUAGAGAUCUUAGAAGGGAUGGUGUAUCUUACCGAGAAGAAAGUCGUACAUCAGGACAUCAAGCCGGAGAACAUUUUAAUUGACAAAGAUUUUCACAUCAAGAUUGCCGACCUUGGCCUUGCCACCUGCAAGACGUGGAGUAAACUCACUAAGGAGGAAUCUCUCAAGAAAAGUCGCACGGGCCUGUCAGUCAGGACGAGGGCUGCGGGCACGCUAAGCUACAUGGCGCCCGAGCACCUGCAGAGUGUCAACGCCAUCUCCACUGAGAAAUCGGACAUCUACAGCUUCGCAAUCGUGGUCUGGGUGGUCGUCACAGGGAAAGAGCCCUAUGCAAAUGCCAGAAAUGAAGAUCAAAUCAGCCAGUGCGUCCGCAACGGCGACCGCCCAGCGAUGGACCUCAUCCCCGACAACACGCCGGCAGAGAUCAUAAACCUCAUGCUGAUGUGCUGGGAACACAACGCAGUACAAAGACCGACAUUUAUAGAGUGCUACAACAUAUUUCGUCCCUUCUACGAGACGGAGCUCGCACCACAUGUGGAGAAAGAUUUAGUUCAUCUGCAGGCUCUGUACGAAGGCCCAGAGCAGCUUGUUGACAAAAUGAAGUCUCUAUCAAUGACUGAUGAAUGUAUUUCAACAGAUUGUCCAGCUUUUCUGGAGAGCACAGAAAAAAGUGUCAAUGGGCCUGUUGAAGCCAGUAUUGAGGACAUAGAUGCCAUCUCACAUGAAACAAAUAUAGAGUCAGGGGCAGCCCACAUUGACCCAGAGGUCUCCUUGGAGGAGAAACUGCAACAGGAGUUAGACUAUCACAGACAUGGCAGCUACAAAUGCGACAGCCAGUCUGACAUUCUCAAUAGCCAGCCCCAGGAAAACUCCCCAAAUAUCCUGUCUAGCGUUACAAAUAAUAACAGACCUAGCCAACCGGAGCACAACAUUCCGUUCGUGUCCUCUGUCCAUUCCUGGACAAAAGCGGAACCUGUGCAGCCCAGCAGCCAGGAAGAUGCUCAAUAUCAUCCUGCUGCCCGCCUCCACGGGUCGAUGACUGCUUCCACGCCAAAGUCAUCCCUCUUACAAACAUCUACCAGUGUGAAUUCCCUGCCACCUUUCAAUCAGGAACAUCCAGAUUCCCACUAUAUCCGCCAGCAGUCCUGGCCUGCCUCCUCAGUGUCGGAAACAUCGGGGUAUGCUCGUGACUUGAAGAAGGGUGGAGUGUCACAAGAUUUCGGUACAUGGACAGGGUCUCUUUGCAUCAGUAAUGCAAGGGGAAUCCAGAUUGGUAACAACAACAACCUCAGUAUCCACAACUACGAUCCCACUCAAUGUUUUUCAUUACUUCCGGGAAAGAUAUGGACCAGCUCUCAGCUCAGAGAAGGAAUUCAGAAAUAUGAGAAGUGUGCUGUGACCGAAGAGCACCUUGAAGUUCUGAGGAAAAACAUUGGCGCCAAAUGGAAGUUGUACGCACGGCGUCUGGGUUUGAGCGAUGUGGAAAUAGAGACCAUCGAGCAUGACUUCUCCCUGGACGGCCUAGCGGAGAUGGUGCACCAGACGCUUCAACGCUGGAAAAUGAAAGAAGGAAGCCUUGGCUGUACAAUUGGGAAGCUCUGCUACGCUCUUGAAGGCGUCAUAGACGUUGAUGUCAUUCAGAAAAUAUUGAACAUAUGUGCUUCAACUUCCAGUAUCUAAUGAAAUUCUGUCUUACGUAGUUCCCCUUAGAUUUCCCAAAAUCUCCUUUGAUGCCUAUAGUUCCAAUCAAUGUAAUGCGUUACUGUGUAUUACGCUGGGAUUAGGGUGCUCCUCCUUCAACAUGAAUUCUAAUUGGUCUAGAGCAGUGGUCACCAACAUGGUGCCCGCGGGCACCAGGUAGCCCGUGAAGACCACUUGAGUAGCCCGCCAGUGCCUGGACAUUGUGAUUUGCUAGUAGAAAUUAUGAUUUAAAAAUGCAAACAUUGGCAGUACUGUGAGACAUUUCGAAACACGAUCAAAGUCUGACAAUUUAAAUCAUCAAGUAUUAAAAAUAACACAUCCUCAUAUUAUUGAAGGUAUUUUGGACAAAUAUGUUAUUUCAGACGUGUAUCAAUUUGGUAGCCCUUCACACAAUCGGUACACAUGAAGUUGCUCUCACCCUCAAAAAUGUUGGUGACACCUGGUCUAGAGCCAUAUAGAAAAUCUGUUUGAAAAUAUUCAACUCUUGUUUGAGAUUAUUUUUGCAUUUUGAUGAAUCAUCAUGCUUGUGAGACAAAAGUUCAUGUACCAACACCGAAAUGGUUUUCUAAGAUGUGGGAACACACAAAUGUUGCAACAAAAAAAAAAAGCGCGGUGUGUGCACCGCUCUUAAAGGGCCAUAUUCUUGCGCACUAUUCUGGCAGCGCAGAUUCAUUUCCGCAAAUGAAUGCUAGAUAUGCACUUAGGGUGAAGCAACAUUAGCAUGCAUCCAUUCCCUGACAAAUCUACAUUCUCGAGACGAGGGGUGCCCAAACCUUUUGGAUCGAAGAUCUACUUUUCGAUCAACUAACCUCCCGGGAUCUACCCUUACCGGCACGCAGGCGCGUACACGUACACGUACACACGCACACACACACACGAUGAGAAAUGGCCUGAAACAGAGGCAUGCGACGCACUUUUGCAGGCUGUUAACUAUCGUAGCUCACACGUUCCGUUUUAAAGUGCUUCCCUGGGCCCUCCUAGAUUCCUAUUCUUUGCUCGUGCCCUCGGUGAAUUGUACACGAAGCAAACUCUGAAUGAGAUUAAUGAUGAUAAAAGAUAGAGCGUAACAGCUCUGAUCACAAGCUGCAAUUGCAGACUGCUGAGCGCUAACAACUUCCGGUGACGUAAUCACGCGCCACCGUAAAUUUAUGAUUUACCUGCUUUAUUUUAUUUUUAAAUAUUUUUUGGGUGAAAAUGAGUGAUAAGAUGAUUAGGGUGCAGCGCACAUGAACACAAAAAAUAUGAUACGAACAUGUACAAAGACACACAAAUGGUUGUUUGUUUUUUUUCUCCUCGACACUCUUCGGAUCUACUUGGGACCUGUCUUGGAUCUACCGGUAGAUCAGGAUCGACGUAAUGGGCACCCCUGCUCUAGACAAAUUAAGCACUUUUACUCUUAAGAAUUCAAGGCCUAGAGAGCUGUAAGUCCAACGGCCUGUGAAGGUGAAAAAAAUCAUUGCAUUGCAAGUUUGGAUUCAGUUACAACAUGCGUUGCCACACAUUGUAAGAGACUCCUAGAAAGCUAUUCAAUAUUUUUUGAGAGACUGAACCAUCAAUAUUUUUUUGAGCCGAUCAAAGAGGCACUGUGAGUCGACUUGUAACAGUAUUUUUGUUGUGAUAAUUACUGGCAAAGAAUAUCGACAGCAGCGGUCUUAUUUUCGCUUACAAAUGCCAUGAGUUGCUUCAGGUAUAGUGCCGGCAUGAAAAGACGAGCUUUUUUAUUUUUUUAAACCCAUGUUGGAAUUGCUUCCAUGUUGGUCAUCAAAACAUGUGAAUGUGAUCAAAUGACUUGAUUGUUCUGUCUUGCAAGGAAGUUUGGGCAUUGAUCCAAGGAAGGACAAGCACACCCCCUUGAAAUGAUGGACCUCCAAACAUCCUUUCAGCGAUCUCUUUCUCUCGCUCGCUCUCUCCCUCUCUAUGUGUGUGUGUCAGGCUAUCGGGCCUUUGCUGAAAUUAAAAUCACUUCUCACGUUGCCUUUGUAUGAAACGUUUGGCAUGUAGUUUCAGUUUCACAGCACAGAAACUGAAGUCUUCUGUCCAUUAAAUGGCUGACCACAUUAAUAAAUGCCAUGCUGUUGAUUUUCCAUUCACCUUUUGUCACGUUUGAUCCUCUAGAUUUCAUAAUUUUCUCAAAUACACUUGGGAAAAUUAAACUCUUGAAACGUG
Molecule: messenger RNA, 4655 nt
Organism: Hippocampus zosterae (dwarf seahorse)
Lineage: Eukaryota; Metazoa; Chordata; Actinopteri; Syngnathiformes; Syngnathidae
Gene: ripk1l
Product: receptor (TNFRSF)-interacting serine-threonine kinase 1, like
Exons: 10
Coding region: 435-2468 (677 amino acids)
Biological process (GO): protein phosphorylation; signal transduction
Molecular function (GO): ATP binding; JUN kinase kinase kinase activity; protein binding
Source: RefSeq, a predicted model, not a curated record